CAAUGCCCAGAGCUCACGACCAUUUUCACGGUCGGCAUUACCACGCUGAGCGCACAACUGGCCCUGUCAAGGCGCUCAAUCCGACGAAGAGAUAUCUAGUCGCCGACAAGAAGACACCCAAUGCCGAGUCUGACACUGGAAAAGAAUCGCGUCCGAGUGCUGAGAGCCCCGGGGUCGCGUAUGUCUGGAGGAGUCGCGAUAACAGAAAAGGACGACAUGCGUUAGCUAUCAGUGUUGAUCCUCACAAGCAUGAAGCAACGAAGGGACCAAGGCCAUCGAAUUCGUAUCACCAGACUCUCCGCGGCAUCUUGAAGAUGUUUGUCAGAUACCCUGUCUGGGAUGUAUCGUACGAUGUCGCAGUCGUCUUCACAAUAGGGUCGAUUAUCUGGGUAAUCAAUGGCUUCUACUCAUUCCUCCCCGUUCUCAACCCUUCAACCAAGGUAUCUGACUGGGCCGGUGGAUUGACAGCUUUCAUCGGCGCUACGGUCUUUGAGUUUGGCUCAUUUCUACUCAUGCUUGAAGCCGUCAAUGAGAAUCGAUCGAGUUGCUUCGGUUGGGCCGUUGAAGAGAGUGUAGAUGGGAUACUUCAUCUCACUCACGCGCAUAACUGCAAGCAUGCACAUGCGCAAAAGGGGACCUUUGUAAAGCAAAGCUCUAGAUCCUUGGGUAAUAAUGCAGCGGAUUCACCGGGGAAAAACCGCAUGUGGUCUUGGUGGCCGACGUGGUAUGAACUCCGAACGCAUUAUUUCUUCGACAUCGGCUUCUUGGCCUGUUCUUCCCAAACAUUCGGCGCCACGGUAUUCUGGAUAUCAGGCUUCACAGCCUUGCCGCCUAUACUCAACAACCUCUCUACGCCAGCUGAAAACGGCGUCUACUGGCUCCCUCAAGUAAUUGGAGGAACAGGCUUCAUCGUCUCAAGUAUCCUGUUCAUGGUCGAAGUUCAGCCGCGAUGGUACAUUCCAGCGCCGGGGGUACUAGGAUGGCAUAUCGGACUAUGGAACUUGAUUGGUGCUAUUGGCUUUACUCUUUGUGGUGCGCUGGGCUUCGGCAUUACGCAUCCGGGUGUUGAGUACGCACUCACGCUCUCGACAUUCAUAGGUUCAUGGGCAUUCCUUAUCGGCAGUGUGAUACAAUGGUAUGAGAGCCUGAAUAAAUAUCCUAUCUGGGUGGAUCACAAGAUCGAGAGGCUUGGACAACGAGAGAGCUAAAUAGAAAAUCCUUUCCCUACCUAGUUACAAGUCUUGUUGGCAGUAACAGAUAUCUUCCUAGAGUGGCUACAGCUGUCAUUUUGUAUUCGACUAGUCUUUGCUAAAGUCAAAUAGCUGAAUGCCGACCACCACAUAAUCUUUAAUGAAAACACCCCGAUCCAUCGCAUCAACAAAUACCUUGAGCCCCGCCACUCGAUUCUCCUCCAGCGCCUGAAGGGGCAAUUUAACAGGCUUUGUGAGGCGCCGCGCGUUUUCACGAGGAUCAGCUAUGGGCUC
This is a messenger RNA of Fusarium verticillioides 7600, 1484 nucleotides long. RefSeq lists its product as hypothetical. The transcript is spliced from 3 exons. Lineage: Eukaryota; Fungi; Ascomycota; Sordariomycetes; Hypocreales; Nectriaceae. The record is from RefSeq and is a predicted model, not a curated record. The annotation marks the transcript as partial.